AUGUUUCGAUUGUUACAACUGCAAGUGCGACUUCCAGCCGCAACGAUGCUGUGUUAUGCGACGAAACUGAGAGUUACGUCCCCCAUCCAUUUAAGGUAUCAAAGUACGAUUUCUCAGAAGCAGGAUUCCAGUUUAAAAUCUAUGAGUGAUGAAGAAGUGGACCAGUGGCUCCGAUCCAUUGAAGAACUGAAAGAGGAAUUCAAACUGAAUGGAAAUUCAUUGGAAAGUUCAUUGGCUCCUCCUGGUAAGGGGAAAGUGGACCUGGUGAAGGAGACAGAAAAAUUACGAGAAGAUUUAAUGGGGUUCAAACCAACGGAGGCCCAAAUAGAAGAAUUCAACUCUCUUCGUGACAAACCUAUCCCAUUGAGAGAGGAUCCCAUUCUCAAGCAUAUUACAAACAUGAUUAUGAGACAUGGUAAAAAAGAGAAAGCUGAAAAGAUCCUCUCAAGAGCAUUGUACCUCGUGUUUAUACAAACCCGUAAAGAUCCAAUAGAUAUCUUGAAAAAAGCCCUAGAUGAUCUGGGCCCUUUGAUGAUCACUAAGACUUUUAAUACUGGGGUAGCCAAAGCUGCUGUGAUACCAGUACCACUGACCCAGAGACAAAGAAACAGAAUCGCUUGGAAAUGGAUCGUGGAAGGUGCAAAUCAAAGAGCUUCCAGUGAUUUUGCAGUAAGAUUGGGGGAAGAGUUAGUAUCUGUUUUCGAAGGUAUAGGCUCCGGGUUCGACAAGAGAGACCAGCUUCAUAAGACUGCAAUUGCUCACAGGGCCUACAUUAAACUCAAAUAA
Molecule: messenger RNA, 786 nt
Organism: Kazachstania africana CBS 2517
Lineage: Eukaryota; Fungi; Ascomycota; Saccharomycetes; Saccharomycetales; Saccharomycetaceae
Gene: RSM7
Product: mitochondrial 37S ribosomal protein uS7m
Exons: 1
Coding region: 1-786 (261 amino acids)
Biological process (GO): translation; ribosomal small subunit assembly
Cellular component (GO): ribosome
Molecular function (GO): mRNA binding; structural constituent of ribosome; rRNA binding
Source: RefSeq, a predicted model, not a curated record